AUGUCACCCGACGACGACGCACCGCACGUUCGUGACCGGGACAGUGAAGCGUUGUUGACCGCGAUGGACAGCGUCGAAGUCUCGCAGGAGGAGCGGCAGAACGGAUACGACAUCAGCUUACUCGCGCUCAAACCCCGCAACUCCGCCCAUCUCCCCAACUCGCUCGCCGUCGAACACGAAGACCCCUUCGUCGACGCAGACGAACGAUCUCCGUUGGCGCACCCCGACUCUUCCUUCGCUGCCUCUGAUCGUCCGUCCUCUACUCGUUCAUCCGAACAACGCACCCGCCUCACCGCCGUUCCGCCAGUCUCGAACACCGUUCCGCGCUUUGCCGCCGCAGCCUACCAACACCGAGCUCAAGCAUCCGAGUCUCGCUCGUCGCUCACGAAGCAUCGGUUGGAGACGAUGUUGGCGGGCGAGGCGCACGAGGCGGACGAGGAGAAGGGAAGCUGGGUGGUUGACGGAGUGAAGACGAGGGUGAAGAAGCCGCUUUGGCAGCGAAGGUGGCUGCUCCUCGUCGCUGCGGUCGUGGUACUUUCCGUCUCCGUCGGCGUCGGAGCGGGCGUCGGCGUGAUGAUGAGCCGAAAGAACCACUCGACGGCGGCGGACAAGCAGGACACCGCGUCGACCUCAGCAUCGUCGUCCUUCACCGCAGUACCACACACGGCUAUCCCUUUGCCCGCCUCCAGCUCUCCUUCCUCCUCGCCGCCCGGUUCGGCGGGAUUACCUGCGACUGCGGCUCCCACCGACUCGGGAUCAGCGGGCGAAACGGCUUGGGACUCGUCUCCAACGCUCGCUCCACAGGGAGCGUCUCCUUCUGCCGCAGCUACAGAGUGGGUGCCAACGUCGGAUGCAUGGUCGGGCGAUGAGACGGGCUCGGGCUGGACGUAG
Messenger RNA from Rhodotorula toruloides NP11, 891 nucleotides. RefSeq lists its product as uncharacterized. The transcript is spliced from 2 exons. Bases 1 to 891 code for a protein of 296 amino acids. Lineage: Eukaryota; Fungi; Basidiomycota; Microbotryomycetes; Sporidiobolales; Sporidiobolaceae. The record is from RefSeq and is a predicted model, not a curated record.